Molecule: messenger RNA, 13069 nt
Organism: Mus caroli (Ryukyu mouse)
Lineage: Eukaryota; Metazoa; Chordata; Mammalia; Rodentia; Muridae
Gene: Cpsf6
Product: cleavage and polyadenylation specific factor 6
Molecular function (GO): RNA binding
Source: RefSeq, a predicted model, not a curated record
UCCGCUGCUGCUGCCUCGGCGGGCCGACCUGCAGGAGGCGGCGGCGGCGGCGGCGGCCGAGGCCGAGGGAAGAUGGCGGACGGUGUGGACCACAUAGACAUUUACGCGGAUGUGGGCGAAGAGUUCAACCAGGAAGCAGAAUAUGGUGGACAUGAUCAGAUAGACUUGUAUGAUGAUGUCAUCUCUCCAUCUGCAAAUAAUGGCGAUGCCCCAGAAGAUCGCGACUACAUGGAUACUCUUCCACCAACUGUUGGUGAUGAUGUGGGUAAAGGAGCCGCACCAAACGUUGUCUACACUUACACUGGGAAGAGAAUCGCAUUGUAUAUUGGAAAUCUAACAUGGUGGACAACAGAUGAGGACCUAACUGAGGCCGUUCAUUCUUUGGGAGUAAAUGAUAUUUUGGAGAUAAAAUUCUUUGAAAAUCGGGCAAAUGGACAAUCAAAGGGAUUUGCCCUUGUUGGUGUUGGAUCUGAAGCAUCUUCCAAAAAGUUAAUGGAUCUUUUGCCUAAAAGAGAACUUCAUGGUCAGAAUCCUGUUGUAACUCCAUGCAAUAAACAGUUCCUGAGUCAAUUUGAAAUGCAAUCCAGGAAAACUACACAAUCAGGACAAAUGUCUGGGGAAGGGAAAGCUGGUCCUCCAGGAGGCAGUUCACGUGCAGCAUUUCCACAAGGUGGUAGAGGACGGGGCCGUUUUCCAGGGGCUGUUCCUGGUGGGGACAGAUUUCCUGGGCCAGCAGGACCAGGAGGGCCACCUCCACCUUUCCCAGGAAAUUUGAUCAAGCAUCUUGUUAAAGGAACUCGGCCUUUGUUCCUGGAAACUAGGAUUCCAUGGCAUAUGGGGCACAGCAUAGAGGAAAUACCCAUUUUUGGCCUAAAAGCUGGACAAACUCCUCCACGUCCACCUUUAGGUCCACCUGGCCCACCCGGUCCACCAGGUCCUCCACCUCCUGGUCAGGUUCUGCCACCUCCUCUAGCAGGACCUCCUAACCGAGGAGACCGCCCUCCACCACCAGUUCUUUUUCCUGGACAACCUUUUGGGCAGCCUCCGCUGGGUCCACUUCCUCCUGGGCCUCCACCUCCAGUUCCAGGCUACGGCCCCCCUCCAGGUCCACCGCCUCCACAGCAGGGACCGCCUCCACCUCCAGGCCCCUUUCCACCUCGCCCACCAGGUCCACUCGGGCCUCCCCUCACACUUGCUCCUCCUCCACAUCUUCCGGGACCACCUCCAGGUGCCCCGCCACCAGCUCCACAUGUGAAUCCUGCUUUUUUCCCUCCACCAACUAAUAGUGGCAUGCCAACAUCAGAUAGUCGAGGUCCACCACCGACAGACCCAUAUGGCCGACCUCCCCCAUAUGACAGGGGUGACUACGGUCCCCCUGGAAGGGAAAUGGAUACUGCAAGAACACCUCUGAGUGAAGCUGAGUUUGAAGAAAUCAUGAAUAGAAAUCGGGCAAUCUCAAGCAGUGCUAUUUCAAGAGCUGUGUCUGACGCUAGUGCUGGUGAUUAUGGGAGUGCUAUUGAAACAUUGGUAACAGCAAUUUCUUUAAUUAAACAAUCCAAAGUCUCUGCAGAUGAUCGUUGCAAAGUUCUCAUUAGCUCUCUGCAGGAUUGCCUUCAUGGCAUCGAGUCCAAGUCCUAUGGGUCUGGAUCCAGAAGACGUGAACGAUCAAGAGAACGGGACCAUAGUAGAUCACGGGAAAAGAGUCGGCGUCAUAAAUCUCGGAGUAGAGAUCGCCAUGAUGAUUAUUACAGAGAGAGAAGCAGAGAACGAGAGAGACACCGGGAUCGGGACCGGGACCGUGACCGAGAGCGUGAUCGAGAGCGAGAAUACCGUCAUCGUUAGAAGUAAAUAUACCUACAUUUUAAGUGGUCCAAGUACUUGUUCUGAUUUAACCUUCUGGAAGCACCUGAAAACAGGUAAGCCAUCACAGGUAAAAGAUUUUGACCUUUUCCCCUUUGAAUAUUGUAUUCAUGAGUUAUUUGUGACUUAGAUUUCAGAUUGUUUAUAGUCUUAAAGCAAGAAAAAUAAUCAAGAGGACUCAUUGUGUACUUCUAAAAUUUGGAAAUUGGGAUUCUUGUAAUCACAUACAUUGUUUGCAUGUGAUUUUAAAAUAUUUAUGUGCUUGGAUUUUUAAAAAUAAUUUUUUAUUCUUCCUUCCUAGAAUUAAUUCUAUUUGUCCCUGAAACUUUUAAAGAAGAUCUAAUACUAUAGUAGGUUAUAAUACAAAAAGAUGUUUUUCAGCAGCGAAAGGAUUUUUUUCCCUUUUAGAAAUUACUUUUAGAUGAGAAUUGCUAGCAUUUGAUUUUAUUUUUAAAGAAACACUAUCUUUUUAAUUUGCAAAGAAGGCAGAAAGUGGGUUUAGGGUUCAUAUCUAGGAACUUAAAACUGUGCCAAGCCAUACAUCCCAAGUUAGAAAUACGUGGAAAUAAUUUUCUUUGAUGUUUCAUUCAUAAGCCAUAAUCAUUGUCUUUUUUUUCCUGUAUUUUAAAUUUUUCUUGUGUACAUUUUUCAUAAAGUAGGAUGAGUUGUCUGUUUAUGCUUCAUUUUUACAUGUAGUUUCAUUUUAUAUUUGUGAACAGUGUUUACUCAUGAAGAGUGGGGACAGAGCACUGUGAAUCUUUUGAAUGUGGCAGGUUAUCAAUUCUGUAAACACCUUUGCUCCAUAUAUGAGUUAAAGUAGACUUAACAAAUCCUUUAUAAGUAUACUUAUAAGUAAAUAUUUUACAGAAAUUUACUAAAAAUCCAGUUGGAAAAUUGUUAAUAUUUAAAUUGUAAUUGGCUUUAUCAUGUAUGUAAUUUAAUUCUGUGGCUAGCAGUUUCUUUAAUCAUCACAUACAUAACACACACGCAAACACUUUUCCCUUUUGAAAAAGAAAAAAUGUAAUUUUUAUGAAAUACAAGUUUCAUGACAGUUUUUGAAGUGAGGAAACCCAUUUUAAUACUUUGUCUUACAUCUUGAAUAUUUAUCAAAACCCUUUUACUAGUUAUAUGUUAUACUAAAAGUUUAAUUCUCAAAAUAUUUCUCUUAGUUUUAAAAUUACUAAAGUUUGUACUGUUUGGAUAUAAACAUUGGAUGUGUUAUCAUAUAAAUCUAAACUAAUUUUUAAAUGAAGUUUUUUUAGUCCUAGUAAAAAUCCCUUAAGGUAGAUUGGGAUCAAGUUAUUACUUGAAAUGUUGAAUUAUCUGUUUUGAUAAGGUAUUGAUUUUACAAGUGGUAUUUUUUGUUUGUUUACUUAUUAUAUAGCUACCAAAGAGAUGAUAGUGAAAUUGGAUACAUUUUCAGUAAUUCAGUGUGUCCAUCAAGGGGCCUUUAAGCCAGUUCAUAUGUAGCCUUAAUUAGCAGUUCUUUUUACAGGUCUUCAUAAAAUUAAUCCAGUAAACCAAGUAUGCAUUGUUAGCUUUACGUACUUUGAAUUUAUACUCCAGUCAAGAGUAAUCACCUAAAUAUAUCAUUUUGAGUUCAUGUCACUCAGACAUUAACUAAAGUGUCCUAUUAUGCAGUUUUUUGCAAUCAGUGAUGUACCAUUCCCUAAAUCCCAUGUUUUGUUUGUACAUUAAUCAGAAUUGAGUUGUAAUAUUGUUAUGUGCCUUCAUCCAAGCAAAAUUUUACAAAAGCCUUUAUAGUAGGGGAAAGAAAAAAAAGAAAGAAUAUGUUUUCCUGGAUUACUGUACUUUUGCUAUACCAAACGGUAUUUAUUGUGAAGUAGAUGUGAGUAAGAGGGUGGGGGUGGGCUUAAAUGCAUAUAUUCGAGUGCAAACCUAUCUGCAAAUUUUAUUAUCAUUAUAAGGUCUGUUGACCUCUUUAGAAGUUUUAAAAUAUGAGUCCUUUUGAACUUCCUUGUAAAUUUUAAAUGGAAUAAAUGGACUAAGAAGUACUUCACCAAUAAAGUAAGUGUCAGCCUCUGUAUAAGUCACUGAUGUACUCCACUGUCAAGGGAUGAUGGUGGUGCAGGCAGGUUCUGGAAGCGCGGUGUUGACAGCUGUUAAUGUCUGUCCCAUCCUAAGUUUCUCGUGUUUGAACUGUUGAGUAAUGUUAAUUGCAUUCUCAUUUGAAAAAUGUAUUAGUUUUUAAAAAAGUUUUCCAUAUCCGAGUCCAAGUACAUAAUAAUAGUUCAAUGAGAAGAAUAACAGCUUUGUAAAUUUCACUGUAUAAAUGCAUUGUGCUUCAUAGUCUGUAAUUUUUGCCUCUAUUCUCAGACCACUCUGAGCAAAAUAAAAGCUGUAAGGUUUGUCCUCACAGAAAUAACGUUACUGUCCAGUUGCAGCAGAGCUCCUUUCCUUGGUUGUAUUGUUCUCAUUGUUUAGCAUAGCCCCACCCAGCAGUGUGUGUUAACAACCGAGUUCUGUGUCCUGACGAAUAAGGGAAGCACGUUCUUUUUCUAGGUGCUUUUUAUUCCGGCUUCUCCUCCUUAUUUGUGAGAUUCUCAUGUUCUCAAAUGAUUACUUUUCCCCCUAAGUAAUGUGUUUGGAUCUGGGUUAUAUAACUGUAAGUGUAUGGCCAUGUGAUUAUUUCUGGCACAAAUGUCAUGAACUUAAAUUUAAUUACUGUACAGGAUUUAGAGAAUGUUUUGUGUUUUUUAUCCAGAUUAUUAUAGCUUGUGAGAAAAUCAUUUCCUUUAUGUUAAGAUGCUCCAUCUUGUUAGGAGUGUUAUGUUGAGGCUUUCGUGAAAAUUAAAUUCUUCUCCGUUGCCUGGUGAAUGAUAGAUAACUGCUAAGCUUUCAGAAUUUCUUACAAGUCUUAGAUGACAUGUUGUGACCAGCCUAGCCUUCCCACCAUGUUUGCUUGUGGUUUUCCAUUGAUCUCAACUAUCCACUUCACCUCGCUAUGCUGGCUCUCAUUUCUUUUCUAUUUCUCAUGUUUUUAGUGUGUGUAAAAUCUGACUGUCCACUGUUUUACUUGAAGUGACAAGAGAGGGUAGAGAGUGGCCCCCUGCAUGGAUGGAUGGAUAGUGCUUUUUGCUCACCGUGGUUUAAGAAUACAGUUUUGUUUAUAAAUAAUUGAUGUUCUCUGUCUUAAAACAGAAAUCCAGUGCCAAUGUGAGUCCCUGCUCUCUCACCUUCACCCCGGGUGAUGGUUUUGCCAUUGUUUAGUUUGUAUCUUGGAUUGUUUUUAAUACAUAAUGUUUUAAAUGAAUUCAGUUAGCAUUGUUUAAAGGAAACUUACUAACCAAUAAGAGAAGAGUGACAUUCAUGUUCUGUAAAUUUAUGCUUUUGCCUUUCUGUAGUUAGCAAGUUCUAGCUCUUGACAAUGGGUAAAUUCUAAAUAACAACCAGCUUAUUUUGAAAUGUCCAUAUUUUUUGAGUGACUCUCUUUGGCACAAAACUUUUUUUCUUUCAUUUUCUUAUUUGUGAUGCAGUUUAUUUCUGUGUAGUCAAUUGCAUAGAAUACUUCAUUGUGUAUUUUGUACAGUAAUAAAAUUACUUAGUUAAAAUGGGGUAAGUAUGGUGUUCAGAGAAAAACAUCAGAGUAUCAACUCAGCAGCUCCAAGCUUUUUGUGAACAUCAGUAAUAAAUGGAAUUGGUUUUAUAUGUACUCUGUUCUAGUCAAUAAAAGAAACUCAGGAAGAGUUAAUAUGUUUAGACUCUUCUCUUGCCUACCUCAUCCCCAUUCCUCAUUAAGGAGAAAUUUUCAGAUAUAGAAGGGUAGAUUUUAUUAACUUAAAAGUAUUGCAUUUCUAAAAUUAUGUGAGGAUCCUUUUUAAAUUCAGCUCAUUAAUAUGAAAACCUGUAAGAGCUGGGUGUGAUAGUGCACACCUGUGACCUUAGUACCUGAUGACUGAUGCAGGAGGAUGCUCGUGAGCUCCAGGCCAGCCUGGUUUACAUGUGGAGUUUCAUACUAGCCAGACCUCUAUACUAAAACCGUGUUUCAGAAGUAAGAACAAACAUUCAACAUAAAAACCUAUGAGAAUUUCAUCAAAUAAGAUAUUCAAGUGUUUUCCUUAAAAGCUUAAUUUCCAUGAGUUUUAAAAUACAAAUAAUACCAAGAUUGCACAUAUAAUUAAACACUCAAUUUGAGUUGUUCAUAACUGUUUGAUAGCACAAGUGUAGGCAUUUAGUCUAUUGAAAUGUUAUUGCUUGCUGUAGCUUGCAGACUUUCAGGACAGUUUCCUUGUCUAGUUGAUUUAACACUGUUUACGUAGGUGCCUUUAAUAGCUGACAGUUGAAGCAAGUCAUUGUGUGGCUUUGGCAUUACAGAUUUGAUCAAAUGCAAUUUUGAACAUGUGGGCAUCGAAUGUAUUUGUUACUUUUAAGCUUUUGGUAUCUUUGUUUAUGUAGAUGUCUACUUAGACAUUUGAGUCUAUAUUAUGGAAUUGGAUUAUUGGAAAUGGGUUGUAUUGCCUUCAAAUUUUGCUUCCGUUUGAGAUUGUAAAAUUUGUGUUUAUGUAAAGUGUUUAGAAAUAGAAAUAAAAGCUUCUAAACUAUUCCGUAAAUUUUAUGACUGUAUGGUAAAAUUUGAAGAUUUAUCAAUUAGUAAAUGCCUAUCUAUAAUAUAAUGAAGCAAAAGAUAAGUGCACUGGUUCUGCAUGUACGUGGACCUCAUAAACAGGGUUGCCUGUGUACAGUAGUACGUUUCCACUGGUCAUGGUAAUACAUAUCCUGUGGCUUUUUGAAAGAUUGGGUUUUUUUGUUUUGUUGUUUUUAAUUCCCCUAUACUGUGACUUUAAGUAAUUUUCUCUCAGUAACUCUUCAUUCUUUACAACACAACAAAAAUAUUAGGGUAGAUAGCAUUUCUUUUUUAGUAGGAUUUGUAAAUUUUCCACAGUCUUUUAUUUUUUCUUUUUUGUAGAUUAAAACACCUGCCUUAUCUGUCUCUAAUGAUUUUACUGUUUUAAAAUUUUCACUAGUGCUUGAAGUGUUAGUGUAGGUCCUGGGCUUUGUGUGUUGUAGAAGACUGGAUUCAGUCUUCAGCCUCAGUCCCAGAACACAAAGAGAACUAGCAAAAUUGUAACCUGUAAAACUAAAACAUUUGAAAACUAACAUUGUAGAUUUCUUCUGUUAAAUCCUUUGUAUGAGCCUAUUAGCAUAUCGUGAAAGAGAAGGUACAAAGGUGAUUACAUAAAUAGUUUACAUGACUCUUAAAAGAAUGCAGUUUUUCCUUUUGUACUUUUACGGUUUAAGAUUUUAUUAGGGAGAAUGAAUAUGUAUAUACACACACAUAUUGACACUCUUAAAAGAUUCUCCCAAUAGAGAAAUGAACACAGAAUUCAUAGUUGUUACAAAAAUUCCUCCUAAUUAUAAAGCAAAGGAUCUUUCAAAAUUAUUUUUAUGAUGAAAUGCCACUAAAUGUUAUGUGCUUUUGAAAAAUAUUAAAAUACCCUCCAAUAUUUCUAUUUUAAAUAUUUGAUAUAAAACUGAUCAUUUUUAAACUAAUGUUUCUUUUUGGACAUUUACAUAAAUAUGUAUUCCUGAGCCUAUAGUAUCAAUUUAUUGUUGGCUUCCCCCCCCCCCUUUAUGUAAGUUUUCAAUGAAAUUUAUCAUUGUAGAUUUUCAUUAGUUUGUGUUUGGUUAGUGGAUAUAGGUGAAAUAGAAUGAAAGUAAUGUCUCAAAUUUGUAUUGUGUCUAAAGAUUUGUAUGUGGAUGUCAUACUUAAUGACCAUACUGAGGUAUUUAUAAAUUUUGUAACAUGGAACUCCAUUGGUUUAUAACAAAUUGGCAGAAGUUCAUGUAUGCUGUCAAAUACAGUUAAUUUGUAAAUGUCAUUGCAUUUUAUAUUCAGUUCAGCAUUUGUUAAAUAUAUUGAUAUGUGGAUGAAUGAAAAAUAUCUACAUUCAAAUCCAAGCAUUUUCCCAUUUAUUUUGUAGUGUGCAUAUUUUAGACAAUGACUUAUGGUUGUUCUCAUCAUCACAGAAACAGUAGCUGUGUAUUUUCAUUUGUUACUGUAAUUUUAUUCUUUUCAAAAUUAUCAUAUUUUGCACAAAACAGUGGUCCUCAUAUGAGAAUCAUUGAAUUUCAAUGGAAGUAAUAUGUGAAAAGAAUAUGAGAAUUUCUUACUUUGAAUUUGUAAAUUCAAUUUGUAAACAUGGGAGCAUUUCUCCCCCAUGUAAGCAGCUACUGUUUGAGUUACGUUUUAUUUUGGGCUAGAAUCCCUAACAGUGAGUAGUUGCACGACAAUGUGUAUGUAUAGCUAAGCCAACAUUUUUUUUUGUGUAUUCUGGGGAAUAGCAAAAUCUACAUCACAAAUUUUGACACAUUACAGCUGAAGGAAGAGGAACUCCUUCCAAGACAAAAGAGUCUUCUCGGGGGAAAAGUGACGCUUGUCCAGCAGUUUGCUUCUUGUGAUUGAACUGAACCUGUAAGGAUUCAUGGAUAAACUGAACAGGAAUAGAUCUGAAUAAAGCAAAUCUGCAUAAAUGGUAACCAGUAGCUCUACUUUUAUUUUUUAUGUUGCUUAACUGUUUUAUUUGAAGGAAACCUGUGUGAUUUAAAAAGUUAAUAGCUUUUGCAACUUUAUUACUGGUUAUAUAUAUUUGGCCAUUAUAAUGUGCAAGCAAUUGGAAAAAAGUCAAGUAAAUGCUUGUUUUUAUAGUAGUUUGUUCUUGUUAAAAUGUUCCUAUGAUAAUGUCUGUAAACAGCACCGAUCUGAUCACACUAGAUGUAGUGUUGUAAUAAACUGUUGAAUGGGGCUGAUGUGUAAAGCUGUUCAAGUUAUUUGAUGUUUACACCUCAGGGAAAGUCUUGUGUUCAGCAAUAUCUAAAGAUAAUGUUACUAUGACAACAUUUUUACUGUCCUUUAAAAAAGCAUUGCAAUAGCGUGUUUGGAUAUGCAUCAAUCUAAUCUUGCGUUCAGUGAAUUAAACAUGACUAAUUAAGUGUCUAUUGCCCUUGAUUUUGAUAUUAGAAUAGGUGACUACAUGGGUAUUUAAUAUUUCUAUAUUCUGCUUUUCUAGCUGUUUUUACCUAGUUAGCUUGUGAUUUUGCUGAAUGGUAUGUAAACGUGUAAAAACUGAAAUUUGACAGAGCAAUCCAGUCAAUGUGUUAGGGGUCAAAAAUUGAAGGUUGUAACAUUUUUGGUAAAAACUCAUGUAUUUGCUACAGUAGUGCAGCUUAAUUACAACCCAAAUAUACUGAGAUAAUAAAUUGUGAACUGCUAGCAUUUAAGAUAGAUUUUGAUAAUUCUGGUUUCAUGCAGUCAUUUACUGUUUGAUGCUGAUGGUGCCAUAGGCAGUGUAAUUAUGGCUAUACAGCAAGAUAGGUAGAGAAAGCUCUAGUAUUGUACUUGAUUCAGAUUUCUGAAGGGUGUGAUGUUUAUUAACAUUGGGCUGUAUUGUUCAGUGUGAAUAAUGAAAAAUUAUAAUUACACUGUCUUCAUGGCUCAAGGAAUUGUGUGUGUAUUCCUGUAACCUUGUUGAUUUAUGCUUGAUUAGAGUUAACCAGUUGAUUUUUUUUUUCUUUCCUUUUUUUCCUUCCUUCCUUUCUUUUCUUUUUUUUUUUUUUUAAAAAUCCAGCCUUAAUAAAAGGUUGUAUUAAAAGCACCUGGCUAGCAUGUGUUAUGCAAAAAUAGCAGAGACAGACUGUCUGUCAAUUUGAUUGCCUAUUUUUAUAGGAAGGUAAAAAUCUGAAUUACUAAAGAAAUUUAGAUAAAGUCCUUAAGCUAAUUUGUGUUAAAUGUUUUAAAGAUCUUAUUACCUAUAAGAGAUCUUUGGAUAGUAUACAUUGACUUUUAAAGUUUACCUAAAUUUAAGAGCAAUGCUUAAGGUCUGUACCAUAGGUGACAUAAUGUGCAGCUUGAGAGAUUUCUACUUUUCUUCAGUUUUAUCUUCUCUGCUUUUAAAAUACUCAGAAAUAUCCAUACCACUGCCAGUUCAUUUUAAAACGUCUGUGAGCAGAGUAUUUUUUGGAAGGUAUCAUUGGUGUUUACCACAACUGUUGUUAGCUCUCAGAAAUGAUUUUUCUUAAGUGUUUAAUCUUGUUGAAAUGCAAUUACCUUUUAAUUUGGGAGUUGUAUCAAAAUCUAUUUUCUUGUUUUGUAUAUAGGUCUUGUAAGUUUUUGUCAUUUUUUAAGCUUUUUUUAAUAGUUCAAUUACAAUACCCUAAUGUGAAGCUGUGUGGACAUACGUGUGUUUACAAGGGGGAUUAGUUAAUAGUGAGAUUAAAAGGUAAGUACAAUGUCCAUAGAUAGAAUUUCUCUGAACAUUUUAAAAAUGGAAUCAAAAAAUACAUAUACUUGAAAUGAAACUGGAGAUUUUGUACUGAUUUUAAUCCUUUAUUACCUUUUAUUUUUUCUUUUUUAAAAAUCAGUUGGAACCCUUUCUUUGCUCUCUUUAUGUCACCCUUCUUGCUUGGCUUAUUUCAUUCAUAAGCGACUUUGGAUGCAGAUAGUGUAUUAGCAUUGCUUGCUGCUGCUAGUCCAUUAUUUUAAGUGUUGUUAGGAAAAAAUAAAGUAGCUUUGGUUUGUCUAAUUUUGCAGUGUCUCCUACCUGAUAACACAUGAAUGUGUAGCAGUAAAAGUAAACAUUACAAACCUUGUUUUAUUUGUCAAAGCCCUUCUGUUGUCUAGGAGCCAGUUUCAUUUGAAAACUGGUUUUUAAUGUGUAGAAGCAAUCCAAAGAGAUGAAAUUUUACAAAGACACCAAAAAAAAAAAAAAAAAAAAAAAAAAAAAAAAAAAAAAAAGAGACAGACAGACAGAGAAGUCAGAGAGAAGAAAAAAGGAGUUAGACACGUGUAGUUCAUAUAUAUAGUGGCAGUGACAGCAAGCUUGAGUUUAUCUUGAGUCCUAGCGUUGCUCAGUGCUGUGCAGUCACAUUCCUUGCAGCUAGUAGUGAGAUUCCACAUGGUAUUUCUCCUGGAGUGGCACUUUGAAUUCAAUAAACUGCUUUGGGGGAAAGGAAAUAGAUUUGUAGAAAGGAUUCUUUCAGUGUAAAUUUACCUGUGUUUAUGUUUUGUCAGUUUUCAUCAGCACGAUGAGCAAGAUUCUGAGUGACUUGCCAUAGCUAUUGAUCAUGUCAGGCCAUUUCAUGUCUCCUUAACCUAUAAUCUUAAGCAGUUAACUACAAUUUGGAAUUUACAAAUAGCAUGUAGCUUAAGGUAUUAUUUUAAUUUGAUUCUCCUAUGGAGACUGUUGCUUUAGUUUUUACUAGUUUAAAGUCAGUUCUAAAAAUAAACAUGGAAGUUUUCAUGAACGUUGUAUAAUAUUUUAUAGUAAAGUGGGUGGGGGGAGUUGUUUAAAGGGUAAGACUUUAUCUUUCCCUGUGCUGACAUGUGCCAAUAGCCUGAGUACAUUCUGUUUCAUACAACAAGAUGCUACUGCAAGACUCUUCCACUGGAGUGCUCAUGUCACUACAGUUUUGCUACCCAAGUGGUUGUUGCAGUGUCUGUAUCUUGCAAGGUGGCCCAAUAUUGUGUUUUAGGCUUCAGCUUCAGUUAUCUUAAGAGGAAGUUUAUGCUCUGAUUCUUCACUGAGAAUUCAGUAUUGAGAUUCUUGCUAUUGCACAGAUAAACUGAUUUUUAAAUUUUAUUCAUGAACUUCAUUUGCAUCCCAUAGCCCUCUGUAAAUGUUUCCCCCAGUUGUAUGUACUUACUAAAUGCACGCUUUUUCAUUGUACAUACUAGACAUUUUUUGUGCUAAAAUUUAUUAAGUAGGGUUUUUGUAGCAAAGCAUUCUAUUUUUAUGUUCUUAUAGUGUAUGUGUUAACAUUAAUAUUCAGUUUAAACACUGGUGUAUUUAUUUUUAGCAACUUGACUCCUAGAAGCCUUAGACUAAUUUUUAAAUAAACAUUCAACCAAAAAUUAUGAAUUUCUUGAGAUGUGGCCUUAUAUGUGGUGUUUUCUGUGUUCAUAACGUGAAAUAUUUUAAAUUUAGAUUUUAUUUAAAUCAAGAUUUAGAAUUAGUUUCAUUUUAAGUCAAAAUAGAAAAUGUAUUAAGCGUCUAGGCUUCUGGGAGGAAGUUCUUACACUCUUCUUUCUUGGCAUUAGAAAGAAGCAAUAUGAAUUUAUGAAUAUUCUAAAUAUUCAGGCCAUUGUAUUGUGUUCAGAUUGCUUUAGGCUUGUUUUAGCCCAGUGUUUCUUUAAAGUUCCAGGUGGUUGGCAUUCACUGAAUAUACAGCUACUGUGGGUUUUAUAUGGGUGUAUGAAAUCUUGGCUACAUAUAGGCAGAUUUCCGUGUUUUUAAAGAAUUCCUGCUACGUUGAUUAUGCUGUAUCAGGAGGCAUUUAAAAUAUUAGGUAACAUUUAAUUGAAGUCACACAGGUCUUGAAUGGUAUUCGUGGAUAGUAAAUACUACGAGCAGUUUUUCAUAUCAGAGAGUGAGUACCCUAAAACUCCACCAUGGGAGUAAAUUAAAAUAAUUUCAUAAUUGGCUAUACCCUUCAUUUUAGUACAAAUACUUCGAUUUGAAAGUUUUUUUUUUUUGCCACACUGUUUACUGCGUAACACUUCUCAGCAUUUCUGUAUGCAAACUAUUUUAAAAUACAGUGAUCAAUUCAUGUUUAUUUUUUACUUUGGAAAUUGUAGUACUCAGGUGGUAUUUAAUGGGAAAUGAUUCUUUGAUGUGAAUCAUAAUGUAUUUUGAGGACUGCAACUAUAACACAUGACUUUAGCCUUAAGGAAAGGUCUUUAUUCCUUCCUUUGCAUCCCAUGGUAUGUUAGCAGAGUAGUUUACAGCCCUGCACAGCCUUACAAAGUUGUUUUACAAUUUUUUUAUGGAAAACCCUUAACAAGAAAAAAUUGUAUCAUAUUACAGUGCUGAUGAGUUAUUGAAUAAUCACCCUUUGUAAAUAAGUUGUCUGAUACCAGAAGGCCAAAGAAAGUCUUGAGAUUUUAGCUAUUGAAUGUGGUGACUUCAUAAGAUUUCUGUGCAAAAGGUAAGGUGAGAUUCCAUUCGAUAGGCAUUCUUUUGAUGUCCAUGAAAACUAGACUUCCAUAUUAGCUUCCUUCAAAAGGCUCAUUCCCAUUUUAUUAAAAUGUUUGUACUUGCAAUUUUGUGUUUAAUGUUUACUUUGGCUUUUCUUUCUUUAGCAUUUAGGUGACUGUUCAGCAGUUUUCUAUAUGGCCAUUGUUGGCCUAAAACUGCACUAGUAACAAGCAUGGUAUUUAUCUUGUAUUGAAAAUAAAAACAAAGUUUUGGUAAUA